AUGCGUAUCAAUUAUAGUUUUGUUGUCAGCUCAAUGGCCCUUUUGUUUGUCUUGGAUUCUACCAAUACGAACUCCGUCUCUGCAACUUCUGGAGUCGAUGGAUUUAGUAUCAGAACAAUUCUUCGCCGAUCUUUGAAUGCUAGAUCAUUGGCCUCCGAUGAAGAAAACACCAAUGAUGAAUCGGUAGAAGAACAUCCUGUUCAAGAAUCCGGUGUUCCUCACUUAGGACUUUCACCCGCGAUGAUGCAACGUAUCUCAUCCGGUCUAGUUAGUUCGAUUGCCAAGUUUUCAGCUGACAAAGAAGCUGGAGUCGAAUUUCCAACUCAACAAGAAAUGACAGAAGCUGUUGAUCAAGCGCUUUUAACAUCAGAUUUGACUAACUUUUCUAAAGUUGCUCAAGCCAUUAAAAAAUCAAUUGAUGCUCUUGCAGAUCGAAAAUUAGCUGAAGGUCAAACUGGAAAGACUCGCUCAUCAAAUGGUCCAAAACUCACUUCACCAUCUGCUCAAUCAUCUGCUGAACAAAUUGCAGUUGCUUUAUUGGAUACUAUCGAAAUGUUUUGUCAAGAGAAAGCUGCAGGUGGUCAACUACCAACUGCAACUGAAGUCAACAAAGCAUUAACCCCAGCCUUACAACAAAUUGACUUUAGCAAUGUUAAAAGAGGUGCAGAAGCUGUGAAGUCUGGAUUAGAUCAUAUGGUUCCUAACACGAAUUCCAUUCCUGUCGAAAGUCGACAAUCUGACAAUGCUGAAUCCGAAUCCGAUCAAGUUGAAGUUGAACCAUCGACAACACCUUAUGCUUCAUCAUCUGGUGUUCCUCAAUUAGGACUUUCUGCCUCAAUGAUGCAACGUAUCUCAGCCGGUCUAGUCAGUUCGAUUGCCAAGUUUUCAGCUGACAAAGAAGCUGGAGUCGAAUUUCCAACUCAACAAGAAAUGUCACAAGCUGUUGAUCAAGCACUUUCAACAUCAGAUUAUACAAAUUUUGUCAAAGUUUCUCAAGCUAUUAAAAAUUCGAUUGAUGCACUUGCAUAUCGAAAACUCGCUGAAGGUAAAACUGGCAAGAGUCGUGCAACCAAGGUUCCAAAACUCAGUUCGGAAUAUGCUCAAUCAUCUGCCGAUCAGAUUGCGGCUGCAUUGUUAGAAACCAUCCAUAUUUUCUGCGAAGAUAAAACUGCAGGUGGUCAACUACCAACUGCAACUGAAGUUAACAAAGCAUUAACCCCAGCCUUACAAAGAAUCGAUUUCAGUGAUGUAAAGAAAGGCGCAGAGGCUGUAAAGCUUGGGUUAGAUCAGAUGGGUCCUAACAAGAGCUCUAUAGUUCGAGGACUUCCUCUUCCUGCUUAA
Molecule: messenger RNA, 1341 nt
Organism: Melampsora larici-populina 98AG31
Lineage: Eukaryota; Fungi; Basidiomycota; Pucciniomycetes; Pucciniales; Melampsoraceae
Exons: 5
Coding region: 1-1341 (446 amino acids)
Source: RefSeq, a predicted model, not a curated record